GAGCUAUGCUGAGUGAUCUCAUUUACUUUAGGAUACCCAGUCCUUAUCUCGAUCCAAAAUCAACCUUGUCCAUAAUUUCGAAGCCGUUAUUGCUCAACACAGUUGAAACUAAUAUAUUCAAUAAUGGGGGCGGAAGCUGAACUUGAUGGUUAUGAAGAUGGGGAUUGCCAUGCCCCUGGAGCACCCACUCCACUUUCUGCUCUUGAGGGAGUGAAUGGUCUUACUGCACGAGAUAUCAAAUUGUUGAUCGAUGGAGGGUAUCAUACAGUCGAGGCCGUGGCAUACACACCAAAGAGAAUGCUGGAGCAAAUCAAAGGAAUAUCAGAGCAGAAGGCUGCUAAAAUAUUAGCAGAAGCAACAAAGAUUGUUCCCAUGGGAUUUACGACAGCAACAGAAAUGCAUGCUCGAAGAGCUGAUUUGAUAUGCAUCACUACAGGUUCUAGACAACUUGACACGUUACUUGCCGGGGGGGUAGAAACUGGCUCGAUAACAGAAAUCUUUGGUGAAUUUCGGACAGGAAAGAGCCAAAUUUGUCAUACAUUGGCUGUUACAUGCCAACUGCCCUUUGACAUGGGUGGAGGGGAAGGCAAAUGCUUGUACAUCGACACCGAAGGAACCUUUCGCCCAGUUCGCCUUUUGGCGGUAGCACAGCGCUACGGCCUGGCUGGAGAAGAGGUGCUCGAUAAUGUUGCCUAUGCUCGAGCAUAUAAUUCUGAUCAUCAACUUCAACUACUCAACCAGGCUUCUCAGAUGAUGUGUGAGACCAGGUUCUCGCUCCUAGUUGUGGAUUCAGCGACAUCGCUGUACAGAACAGAUUUCAGUGGGAGAGGAGAACUUUCAUCGCGGCAGACUCAUCUCGCUCGGUUUAUGCGAACAUUGCAGCGCCUGGCUGAUGAAUUCGGAGUUGCUGUCGUUAUCACCAAUCAGGUCGUUGCCCAAGUUGAAGGCGGUCCGAGUGCGAUGUUUAAUCCUGACCCGAAAAAGCCCAUUGGAGGAAAUAUAAUAGCACAUGCAAGCACAACCCGUUUAAGCCUUAAAAAAGGAAGAGGAGAAACUAGGAUUUGUAAGAUUUAUGAUAGCCCAUGUUUGCCAGAAAGUGAUUGUUUAUUUGCAAUCAAUGAGGAUGGAAUCGGGGAUCCAAGUCCUAAAGAUCUUGAAAAAGAUGAAUAACAGAUCAAAAAAUGGAGUUUCUUCACAAGUCAUUAGAUUUUGCAUGUGAAGUAC
Messenger RNA from Coccidioides posadasii C735 delta SOWgp, 1224 nucleotides. It is a transcript of the gene RAD51, whose product is annotated as recombinase rad51. Lineage: Eukaryota; Fungi; Ascomycota; Eurotiomycetes; Onygenales; Onygenaceae. Gene Ontology annotation, cellular component: condensed nuclear chromosome. The record is from RefSeq and is a predicted model, not a curated record. Gene Ontology annotation, biological process: chromosome organization involved in meiotic cell cycle; DNA recombinase assembly; DNA strand invasion. Gene Ontology annotation, molecular function: double-stranded DNA binding; ATP binding; single-stranded DNA binding.